This is a messenger RNA of Drosophila innubila, 3553 nucleotides long. It is a transcript of the gene RpI135, whose product is annotated as DNA-directed RNA polymerase I subunit RPA2. NCBI's taxonomy places the organism in Eukaryota, Metazoa, Arthropoda, Insecta, Diptera, Drosophilidae. Gene Ontology annotation, cellular component: nucleus; RNA polymerase I complex. Gene Ontology annotation, biological process: DNA-templated transcription. The record is from RefSeq and is a predicted model, not a curated record. The transcript is spliced from 3 exons. Gene Ontology annotation, molecular function: ribonucleoside binding; DNA-directed RNA polymerase activity; DNA binding. Bases 75 to 3452 code for a protein of 1125 amino acids.
UUACUUAGCCAGCACGUGCAACGGCCAGAGUAGUUUAAUUUUGUUUACAUUUUUUACCUAAGAAAAACUGAAUAAUGGACAAUAUGAAAGAAUAUCCAGAGCUAACAAAUACGCGGCCUGAAUUCAAAAAAAUACCCAAGUCGCUGAAUAAGCAUUUGGCGAACUUGGGAGCACCACAUGUGGAUUCAUUUGAUGAGAUGCUGAGCGUGGGCUUGGACAAUGUAGUGAAGCACAUGGUGCCACAGCAAUUUCAAACACCUGCGGGCGAACAGAUUAGCGUGCAUGUGGAGAACAUAUGGAUUGCCAAGCCAUCGGUGCCGCUGGACGUGAUUGAUGUGCGCACCCGUGAAAUCUAUCCAACGGAUGCACGUCAACUGCACGCGUCGUAUUCCGGCGUGUGCACAAUACGUCUGGGCUGGAGUGUGAAUGGACUGGAGAAGUCCGCGAUUAACAUGGAUGUCGGGGAAGUGCCAGUUAUGUUGCGCUCCAGUGCCUGUAAUCUGCACAAAGCGACGCCGGAGCAGAUGGUGCAGCAUGGCGAGCACGACAGCGAGUGGGGAGGCAUCUUUGUGAUCCGUGGCAACGAGAAGAUCGUACGCAUGUUGAUUAUGACACGUCGCAAUCAUCCGAUUUGUGUAAAACGCUCCUCGUGGAAGGAUCGUGGUCACAAUUUCAGUGAACUGGGCGUUAUGGUGCAAACGGUGCGAGAUGAUGAGCUGUCUCUGACAAAUGUACUGCAUUAUCUGAACAAUGGCACCGCUCGCUUCAUGUUCUCCCAUGUGAAACGUUUGUCCUACGUGCCCGUUUGCCUGAUCCUCAAGUGUCUGAUGGAUUACACCGAUGAACAGAUCUACAAUUGCCUGAUUCAGGGCUAUGAAACGGAUCAAUAUUACCUGAGUUGUGUGCAAAGCAUGCUGCGUGAUGUGCAGAAUGAAGGUGUCUAUACUUCAGCUCAAUGUCGCUCUUUUAUUGGCACACUAUUCCGCUCCCGCUUUCAGGAGGUGCCCGCUUGGCUGCCGGAUGAGGCGGUCACAGAUUUUAUAAUGCGGGAACGCAUUAUGGUGCAUCUGGAGACGAACGAGGAGAAGUUUCAGCUGAUUGUGUUCAUGGUGCAGAAACUGUUUCAGUGCGCUCAGGGCAAGCACAAAGUGGAGAAUGUUGAUUCGGCAAUGAUGCAGGAGGUGCUGCUGCCGGGACAUUUGUAUCAGAAGUAUCUGGGUGAACGCAUCGAAAUGUGGCUCCUGCAGCUGCGCAAGUGUCUACUGAAGAAGCUUAACACACCCGAUUCCCUCCUCAGCAGCAGCCUCUUGACACAGUGUAUGCGUCAAGCUGGCGGCGUUGGACGCGCCAUUGAAUCCUUUCUGGCCACGGGCAAUGUGAACUCACGCACUGGCCUCGGCUUGAUGCAGAGCAGCGGUCUCGUCAUCAUGGCCGAGAACAUUAAUCGCAUGCGUUACAUGUCCCACUUUAGGGCCAUUCAUCGUGGCUCCUAUUUUACCACCAUGCGCACCACUGAGGCCCGCCAAUUGCUGCCCGAUGCCUGGGGAUUCAUCUGUCCCGUGCACACGCCCGAUGGCACACCUUGUGGUCUGCUCAAUCACUUGACACUCACCUGCGAGCUGUCCAAGCGACCCGAUCCCAAGCUGGUUCAAGCUAUUCCCGGCAAGCUUUUUGAGAUGGGCAUGUUGCCGUUGACGCACCACAAUCAUCCGGAUGCCAAGCUAUAUGUGGUGUUCCUCGAUGGCAAACACUUGGGUCACAUUUUCCAGACGGAUGCCAGCAAGAUAGUCGAGGAUUUGCGCUAUGCGAAAAUCUCUGGUGAAGUGCCCGCAAUGAUGGAGAUUGGCUACAUACCCUACAAGAAGAAUGGCCAAUUUCCGGGUCUAUUUCUAUCAACGGGUCCGGCACGAAUGAUGCGUCCGGUGUGGAACAUCAAAUGGAAGAAGGUGGAGUACAUUGGCACACUGGAGCAAUUGUAUAUGGAAAUAGCGAUCGAUGAGAAGGAAAUCUAUCCCGAAUUCACAACACAUCUCGAACUGUCAAAGACGCACUUUAUGAGCAAUCUGGCGAAUCUGAUUCCCAUGCCGGAUUACAAUCAAUCGCCACGUAACAUGUACCAGUGUCAGAUGGGCAAACAAACAAUGGGCACACCAUGUCUCAAUUGGCCCAAACAGGCGGCCAACAAGUUGUAUCGCCUGCAGACGCCAGCAACGCCUCUGUUUCGACCCGUGCACUAUGAUAACAUUCAGAUGGAUGACUUUGCCAUGGGCACCAAUGCCAUUGUGGCUGUCAUUUCGUACACUGGCUACGAUAUGGAGGAUGCCAUGAUUAUCAAUAAGUCGGCCUAUGAACGUGGAUUCGCCUAUGGCAGCAUCUACAAGUCCAAAUUUGUUCAAUUGGCCAAGAAGCAAAGCUAUUUUGCACGUCAUCCCCAUAUGCCAGAGUUGGUCAAGUAUCUGGAUACGGAUGGUUUGCCGCAUCCGGGUGCUAAGCUCAGCUAUGGCUGUCCACUUUAUUGCUAUUUCGAUGGUGAGGUCUCCACAUUCAAGGUGGUCAAAAUGGAUGAGAAGGAGGACUGCAUUGUGGACAGCAUACGGCAAUUGGGCAGCUUUGACUUGACGCCAAGGAAGACGGUGUGCAUUGCACUACGUGUCGCACGUCCGGCGACAAUUGGCGACAAGUUCGCCUCACGUGCCGGACAAAAGGGCAUUUGCUCGCAGAAAUAUCCAGCCGAGGAUUUGCCCUUCACCGAAUCGGGUCUGAUACCAGACAUUGUGUUCAAUCCACAUGGUUUCCCCUCGCGUAUGACAAUCGCCAUGAUGAUCGAGACAAUGGCGGGCAAAUCGGCUGCCCUUCACGGUGGCGUCUAUGAUGCGACACCGUUUCGCUUCUCCGAGAAUAAUACGGCCAUUGAUUAUUUUGGCAAAAUGCUGGAAGCCGGCGGUUACAAUUACUAUGGCACGGAACGUCUCUAUUCCGGUGUCGAUGGUCGUGAAAUGACGGCGGAUAUAUUCUUUGGCGUUGUCCACUAUCAGCGACUGCGUCACAUGGUCUUUGACAAGUGGCAGGUGCGAUCCACGGGCGCCGUCGAGGCGCGCACUAAUCAACCCAUCAAGGGACGCAAACGUGGUGGCGGCGUUCGUUUUGGUGAAAUGGAACGCGAUGCUCUCAUAUCGCAUGGUGCCGCCUUUUUGCUGCAGGAUCGUCUAUUUCACAACUCGGAUAAGACGCAUACGUUGGUCUGCCACAAAUGUGGCAGCAUUUUGGCGCCACUGCAACAGAUUGUCAAGCGGAAUGAGACGGGCGGAUUGUCAUCCAUGCCGGAAACGUGUCGCUUGUGCGGCGACAACAGCGGCGUCUCCAUGAUCGAAAUCCCAUUCUCCUUCAAGUUUCUGGUCACCGAGUUAAGUUCGGUCAACAUAAAUGCCAGAUUCAAGCUGAAUGCGAUCUAAGCAUCUAACUAGACGUUAUUCAAUUGUUGACAUCCCUAUAACUGUCCUGAUAUAAUUAUAUAUAUAUUAUAUAUUUCUAAUAAAGUUAACUACAAUGAUAA